AUGAGAAGUAAUCUCUUCGCCGCCGCCCUCGGGGGUCUCGUCUCCAAUACCAUUGCUGCACCAACCCAAGCAGAGCCCUUCCUCACUCAGGUCAACAACCAGACGUGGGUCAUUGGCAACGAUGUCUGGAACAUGACACAAGGCCUCAGGUACGGCGUGAAGCUCAACUACAAGGACCGCGACCUCGUUGGGAACGCCGUUGGCCACUACGUCAGCUACAACGGCGCCGCUAACGAUAUCGCCUGGACCUCGGCCAGUAUCGUUAAGAAGGGCAACUACGAGGGCAAGCCCUUCAUCGACGUAAAGUUCACCUCCGUCGACGGUGACUUCCACUGGGUCAUCUUCCAGGGGCUCGCGGGCGCCUAUCAGUACUUCGUCAAUCACAACUUGCCCACGCUGGGCGAGUUCCGCACCCUCUGGCGUCUCGACAACACGACCUUCCCAAACGGCAAGACGGAUCUCCACGACAAGCCGCUGCCACCGCUCAGUGACUACCUGCCCGAGAACAAGGUUCAGGACGAAACCUGGCGCACGCCUGACGGCUCCGGGUACAUCACCAAGUACGACUUUUCCGACUUCAUCCGCACGCAGAAGUACUACGGCGUCUACGGCGACGAGGUGGGCAGCUGGUACAUCAACGCCGGCAAGGACUACUACAAUGGCAACCACCUGAAGCAGGAGCUCAUGGUCCAUCGUGAGAGCGCCACGGGUGACGCCGUCCAGCUCAACAUGAUCCACGGCACUCACUUCCAAGUCUCUGCCGUCGAUGUGUUCCCCGACGGCAAGAUGUGGGGCCCAUGGCUCUGGUACCUGAACGACGGCUCCAAAUCUGACGCCGAGUCCCGCGCCGCCUCCGAGUUCGCCGCCUGGCCCUACCCCUGGCUCGACGAUGCCGCCUAUCACUCCCGCGGCACCGUGAAGGGCAAGCUCCUCCUCUCCGACGGCCGCCCCGCCGCCGGCGCCGCCGUAUUCCUCGGCGACAACUACCCCAACAAGACGGCCCUCGACAUGGGCUCCGACUACUACUACACCACCUACGCUGACGCCCAGGGCGCCUUCGAGAUCCCGCACGUCCGCACCGCCGCGAGCGGCUACGCUCUGCAAGCCUGGUCCAACGGCGGCGCCCUCGCCGACGUCACCACGCACAUCAUCUUCAACGACGUCAAGGUCGACGACGCCCAGACCACGGACCUGGGGACCCUCGACUGGGCCGUCUCGAAGCGCAAGCGGCUCUUCCAGGUCGGCGACUUUGACCGCACCUCGCUCGGCUUCGCGCACGGCGGCGACCCGUACUUUGGCCACGCUAUCAUCGCCUCCUGCCCGGCCGACAUCGUCUUCCGCGCGGGGUGCUCCAAGCCCAGCGACUGGUGCUACGGGCAGACGUACAAGGGCAACUACACCAUCAGCUUCCGCAUCGGGGAGAUCCCCUCCCCGGCGCCCGAGAAGGCGAACCUCGUCGUCUCGCUGGCUGGGUACUCGACCGGCGCGAGCAGCACCAUCUUGGCCAACGGGCAGCAGGUCGGGAACCUCACGAGCGGCGCCGUCGGGGCCGACUCGACGUCGGGCCUGCUGAACGACCCGUCGGUGUAUCGCAGCGCGACGGCGGCGGGCGAGUGGAGGCUGUUCCAGUUCCCCGUGCCCGGCGCGCUGCUGAAGCAGGGCGAGAACGAGGUAACGUUCCAGCUGACGCGGAACACGACCUGGAGGGGCUUCAUCUGGGACAGCAUAGUCCUGGAGUGGUAG
Molecule: messenger RNA, 1743 nt
Organism: Colletotrichum spaethianum
Lineage: Eukaryota; Fungi; Ascomycota; Sordariomycetes; Glomerellales; Glomerellaceae
Product: rhamnogalacturonate lyase
Exons: 4
Coding region: 1-1743 (580 amino acids)
Biological process (GO): carbohydrate metabolic process
Molecular function (GO): carbohydrate binding; catalytic activity
Source: RefSeq, a predicted model, not a curated record